GUCUAGGAUGGUGGCUUUCCGCGGGUUGUGCAGAAGCUUGUCCCGGUUAGCCAAAAGCAGUGCGCAACACUACAAAUAUGGGAAAGCUCAGAAGCCUACCAACCCUGCUUUAACGUUCACUCAGCACAAGACUUCCCUUUGAGAGAGGAAGUGACAGGAAGUUGUACAUAGUGCAGUGUCUCUGCUGGGUGUAGCUCUUCAGUGCGUGUAAGGGGGAGCAUCACUGCAGACCCAGACAGACUGCCAUGGCGAAUAAGAUUAAAACUCUGGGGGUUCCAGCCGCUCAUAUGAGCCAGGCGGUGUCUGAUGGAGAGCUGAACGUGUGUGCGCGGAGCAGUGCAGGCAGCUGUACCAGCCUCCCAGGGCAGGCAGCAGGGGGGGCUGGCCCAGCCAACAGUGUCCUCAGCUGGGCCGUGUGCUUUGAGAAGCUCCUGGAAGACCCUACUGGGGUGCAGUACUUCACGGCCUUCCUAAGGUCAGAGGUCAGCGCUGAGAACAUCCUGUUCUGGGAGGCAUGCCGUAGAUUCCAGAACAUUUCAGCCAAUCUGCAGGGGCAGCUGAAGGAGGAGGCUCUCUCCAUCUACCAGGCCUACCUGUGUGACAGCGCCCCCUACUCUGUCAACAUAGACGACACAGCCAAGACCCAGGAGAAAGACCUGCUGCAUCCCACACCAGACAUGUUCAACAAGGCCCAGGACCAGAUCUUCAAGCUGAUGAAGAUGGACAGCUACCGGAGGUUCGUCCGCUCUGCUCUCUACCAGAGCUGCUCUCUGGCCAGUGUGGAGGGCCGCCUGCUACCCAGCAUCCCCUCCGAGUCCGCCUGCUCCGGGUCCUGGGAGAACAUGACCUUGGGCAGCCCCCACCUUGACGACAACAAGAAAUCACAGAAGAAGAAGACCUCCUCUGCCAGUGUGGGAGGGAGACCCUCCCGGGACAAACGGCACGAGAAGAGAGGAUCGUGGGGAGUAGAGGUGUCCUAUCCACUAAUGAAGUCUGUGAGCAGGAAGGACUCUCAGAUGUCGGUGAAGUCCUGCAGCAGUGUGGAGCUGGGUUCUCUCAGCAGACAGACAGAGGCAGACCAGUGUGGUGGGGAGUGUCGGGUGGAGGGGGGGUACUGCUGUGUGUACCUGCCUGACGGCAGCGCCUCCCUGGCCUCCACGCGCCCCGGCCUCCCCCUCAGGGACAUGCUGGCCAGCCUCUGUGAGAAGAGAGGCUUCCCCCUCAAAGACAUUGUCAUCUACCUCCAUGACAAGGAUCGGCAGCCCCUCUCUCUGGACCAGGACUCCUCUGUACUGAGGGACCAGCAGGUCACCUUGGAACUCCGGGUCACCAUUGCGCUGGAGGUGCAGUUCACGGGUAAGACAGUGGGCAUCGUGGUGAAGUCCAGUAAGACCCUUCAGGAGGCCAUCUCCUCUGUCCUCCAGAAACACCAGCUCAAGCACCAGGACGUCAUGGUCACCAUGAGUGAGAGUGAAAAGCCCCUGAGCAUGAGUACCAGUGUGUUCAGACUGGCCAAUAAGAAGCUGUGUCUGAGCAAGGUCCAAGGUAAGGACUUUCCUAGCAGCUGUAGCGGUUCUGCAGGCACACAAGUGAGUCCAGCCCGGGGCCGAGCUGCAACAGCACCCGAAGCCCACUGGGCCCAGAAGGCAGGCAGGACCACGGCCCAGCCCAAGCCCAGUAAGAACCACGAUAUGCAGGGGCUGAUAGACAUGCUGUCCAAGGCCCAGUGCUGCCGUGUGGACGACCAGAGAGGCCUGCUGACCAAGGAGCACUUGAAGCUGCCCUCGUUCCUGCAGCUGCCCCCGGCAGAGGCAUCUGGGCCGGGAGGAGAGGAAGGGGAGUCCUGCAGUCACACCACCACCACUAGGGGAGCCAGCGAGGCCAUGGCAGAAACACAGUGAACAGACUCUCCAAGGCCCACUCUAAGGGAAAUAAGCAGAGGGAGAUAUGUGUGUGUGUGUGUGUGUGUGCACCAUCUGCUGUAAGAUGUACAGAGAUUAUAGAACUACAAUAGAUGUCUUCAGCCGGACUAUUUGAAUGCCAGGAUGGCUGACUCAUACUUGUUUAAGAGAACGACUGCACUGGGACCAGAGCUACAAGGAGCUGGUCAGGAAGGUUUUGAUUUGUUGUUUAAAGUAUUUGAAAUGUCUCAGAUGUCUAGAUCUUUAGUCUUUCGAAGUGCCUGUGCCGAGUGUUGGCCCCUGAACUCAGAAUGGCCUUUUUAUGCAAUUAUUUUAUAUAUUAACUAAUUUGUUUGACAAAAUAUUAUAUUUUAUGUAAAGUACUUUCUCUACGUAUUUGAAUUAUUUUGGUACUUUUGGGGGGGGUUUAUCUCUUGCAUGAAUUUGCGCACAUUUCUUUGCUGUGUGAGCACUUUUGACAGACAGUCAAUCCUAGUUGGUCCCUCCCCUUCCUGUUCUCACUGUCAGGGUUCAGUGGAGUGUGUUGCCACACCAGCAUGAUACUGCACAGUAUUAAAGCACGUUAGGAACCAACGGUU
Messenger RNA from Osmerus eperlanus (European smelt), 2500 nucleotides. Its product is annotated as regulator of G-protein signaling 14-like. The record is from RefSeq and is a predicted model, not a curated record. Gene Ontology annotation, molecular function: GTPase activator activity. The transcript has 16 exons. Gene Ontology annotation, cellular component: cytoplasm; nucleus; plasma membrane. The coding region runs from base 246 to 1901 and encodes 551 amino acids. Lineage: Eukaryota; Metazoa; Chordata; Actinopteri; Osmeriformes; Osmeridae. Gene Ontology annotation, biological process: signal transduction; spindle organization; cell division.